CGUUGAUUCUGCAGUGCGCGAGGUGGGCGGCGAAUUCUGAGUAUAAGCGACAGACUGAGCGGGUUUGAAUACUUACAGAAACGGAAAUAUUACACAUUUACAUACAUUUCAAAUGUAUUUCAAUUCGCUUACAGUCUGCCGCAGUUAAGAGAGAGAAAGACGGCUGGCCAAACAGAUACUUGUAGAACUAAAGACGAAUUAAGCGCCUGUCUUUUGUUAAUCGAGGCUCGCCGGUAUUGGUAGCGCGGACGCGCGGAGGUGAAAGGACCCGCUACAGCGAGCUAGCUGAGUUAGCUAGCUCACUUAACCGAUCAUCUUCACUUAGGGACGGCGCUGACAGACUGACAGAAAAGUCGUUUGUUUGGAUGUGGACAGGUCUCCUCCUUCAGGGAAGCCAUGGUAUUGACUGGGAGGAAAUCGGAGAAGGGUCCUGUUUGCUGGAAGCGGAGAGUGAAGUCUGAGUACAUGCGACUGCGGCAGCUCAAACGUUUCAGGAGGGCAGACGAGGUCAAGAGCAUGUUCAGCUCCAACAGACAGAAGAUAUUGGAGUGUACAGAUAUAUUGAACCAGGAAUGGAAACUGAGACGGAUACAGCCUGUUCAUAUUAUGACACCUGUGAGCUCCUUGCGAGGGACUAGAGAGUGCACUGUUGACAGUGGCUUCUCUGAGUUCUCCAGACAAGUCAUUCCUCUCAAAACACUGAAUGCUGUGGCCUCUGUGCCUGUCAUGUACUCUUGGUCUCCACUCCAGCAAAACUUCAUGGUUGAAGAUGAGACUGUAUUGCACAACAUCCCUUACAUGGGUGAUGAAAUCCUUGAUCAAGAUGGCACCUUCAUUGAAGAGCUUAUUAAAAAUUAUGAUGGAAAAGUUCAUGGAGAUAGAGAGUGUGGUUUCAUAAAUGAUGAGAUCUUUGUGGAGCUAGUGUGCGCACUCAAUCAGUACAGUGAUAAUGAGGAAGAUGAUGAAGAGGAGGAUCAGCAUGAUUGCAAGUUUGAGAAGAUGGACCUCUGUGAUGGAAAAGAUGACGCUGAAGACUCUCACAAGGACCAGCUCAAUUCUGAAAGUCACAACAAUGACAGAUCAAAGAAGUUUCCCUCUGAUAAAAUCUUUGAAGCCAUUUCUUCCAUGUUUCCUGAUAAAGGUUCAACUGAAGAACUCAAAGAAAAAUAUAAAGAACUCACUGAGCAGCAGCUUCCAGGGGCUCUUCCUCCUGAAUGCACCCCCAACAUCGAUGGACCAAAUGCUAAAUCAGUGCAAAGAGAGCAGAGUCUGCACUCCUUCCAUACACUCUUCUGCAGGCGUUGCUUCAAAUACGACUGUUUCCUUCACCCUUUCCAUGCAACUCCAAACACAUACAAGCGUAAAAAUAUGGAGAAUCUGGUGGACAGCAAACCAUGUGGCAUUUAUUGUUACAUGUAUAUGGUUCAGGAUGGCAUGGUUAGGGAAUACCCAGCAGGUGUGGUUGCUGAGCGUGCCAAGACCCCUUCUAAGCGCAUAAUGGGCAGACGCAGAGGAAGACUCCCGAACAGCAACAGCAACAGCAGACCCAGCACCCCAACAGUUAACAAUGAGACUAAAGACACAGACAGUGACCGAGAGGGAGGGGCAGAUGGAACAGACUGCAACGAUAAAGAUGAUGAUGACAAAAAGGAUGAGACCACCAGCUCCUCGGAGGCGAACUCCCGCUGUCAGACUCCAGUGAAGCUGAAGUUGAGCUCAGAGCCUCCUGAGAAUGUGGACUGGAGCGGUGCUGAGGCCUCUCUCUUCAGAGUGCUCAUCGGUACUUACUAUGACAACUUCUGCGCUAUCGCCAGACUCAUCGGCACAAAGACCUGCAGACAGGUUUAUGAAUUCAGGGUAAAAGAAUCUAGCAUCAUUGCACGUGCACCUGCGGUGGAUGAAAACACUCCUCAAAGGAAGAAGAAAAGGAAACACAGAUUGUGGGCCACUCAUUGUCGGAAAAUUCAACUAAAGAAAGAUGGCUCCUCCAAUCAUGUGUACAAUUACCAGCCAUGUGACCACCCGCGCCAGCCGUGUGACAGUUCUUGCCCUUGUGUCACUGCCCAAAACUUCUGUGAGAAGUUCUGCCAGUGUAGCUCGGAAUGUCAGAACCGGUUUCCAGGCUGCCGCUGUAAGGCUCAGUGUAACACCAAGCAGUGUCCCUGUUACCUGGCCGUACGAGAGUGUGACCCUGACCUGUGCCUCACCUGUGGGGCGGCUGAACACUGGGACAGUAAAAACGUCUCCUGCAAGAACUGUAGUAUUCAGAGAGGAGCAAAGAAGCACUUGCUACUGGCUCCGUCUGAUGUGGCUGGAUGGGGAAUUUUCAUCAAAGAGCCUGUUCAGAAAAACGAGUUCAUCUCCGAGUACUGUGGGGAGAUCAUCUCCCAGGAUGAGGCAGACCGCAGAGGCAAGGUGUAUGACAAAUACAUGUGCAGCUUCCUGUUCAAUCUUAACAAUGAUUUUGUUGUUGAUGCAACUAGGAAAGGAAACAAGAUCAGGUUUGCCAACCACUCUGUGAACCCCAACUGCUAUGCAAAGGUGAUGAUGGUUAAUGGAGAUCACAGGAUUGGCAUAUUUGCUAAGAGAGCUAUACAGACUGGAGAGGAACUGUUCUUUGACUACAGAUACAGUCAAGCCGAUGCUCUGAAAUACGUAGGUAUUGAACGUGAAAUGGAAAUUCCAUAAAGCCAUCUACCUCCUUCAACAAAUGCCUUACACUCUUCAGGAAUUCUCUCUCCACAUGCAUUUCCAGUUUAGAUACAGUUUUAUAGGACACGGGCAUCUAUUUGAAAAGUUUUUAACGGUGAUAUUUUGAAGACUUCCUUUUUUUUUUAACUCGACCAUCAGGCUUACUCUGGGAUACACUUUCUGAUAAUAACUUGAACAUUCUGUCAUGUUUACAGUUGAGGUUUUAGUACAGAGCCAUUUUAUAAUGGGCCAUUGUUUUGUAUCUGGAUUGUAGUUUUUUAUUUUGGUUUAAAUUAUUUUGACAGUUUCCUCUAUACUUUUGGACCAAAUUUCACAUUUAAACCAGCUGUAAGUUUGUAAUGCAAAAACAUAUAUCAUGCAGUUAUUGUUUCAAGUUUUGUUCUUUGUGGAAACCAAAGCCACUGUCACUGCUUUGCAUGUUAAUCUCUCCAGAACCAUGGUGCAGAGGUGUUAAAUGCAUUUUCCGGUGCCAAUGCACCGUUGUUGUAAAAACAAAACAACUUGGUGAUUUAUGUGAGGGUAGACUCACCAUAUUAUUGCGGUGCCUUGAGAUGUUUAAAGAACACUGAAUAUUUUCUUGAAUUAGAUGUCCUAAAAUGUUAACUGGUGUACUCGAAUUGUAUGCAUGAACAAAGGUUUUUAAAUGGAGUGGGAUCAGGUAACUCUUCAUUCCUCACUGUACAUUGGUUUGUAAUGUUUAUCCAGACAGUUGCAGCUAUGAACUUUAGACGUCACUAAAUGUAAAGAGAUUGGAUUAAGGUGCUGUUUUUGUCCCUGGUUAUGUGAAAAAAAAAAAUCACUUUUUUUCUGAACGUGGGAUACUGUAACAUCAAAGCAAUAAUACCAGGCUUGACUCCAGAAGUCCCCUAUUUAUUUUAUGCGUGUAAACAAGUUUUAUAAUUUAUUGAUGGCUAUCAUUUGCUGUGAUUUGUCUAGUGAAUAUUAGGGAGUUACUUCUUAGGAGCUUGAUAUUUUUUGUUUUGCUCCUCUUAAUUCAUGUUUCUCUGAACCUCGUUUCUACUCUUUCUUUACUGAGGGUUUUUGACCACUCCAUCUCCAUGCCUCCGAUUACAAGGUGCUGUUCAAUUGUUUACAGGGACUUGUUAAACGUGAUAAAAUAAAUAUUGAAAAUAAUUGUCUGCUGUACUGUUUAAGCUAGAAAUUCAGAGCAAGUAUAUAAAUGAGAAAACCUAGCACUGAAAAAGCAAAAAGAAAAAUUGUUUAUUCAUGACAUUUAUAAAAUGAACUGUACUAUACAAAUGGUGCUCUCGUGGCUGGUAAUAAUGCAACUCUAAACAGCCAGUCAGACAUGAUUAUGCUCAGCGUGCUGCUGAAACGUAUCCUUAGUUAUAGGUAUUUCUGUCUGCAACCAACAGCCUUUUAAAAAAAAACAAAUCUGUCAGUUUUC
Molecule: messenger RNA, 4120 nt
Organism: Sinocyclocheilus anshuiensis
Lineage: Eukaryota; Metazoa; Chordata; Actinopteri; Cypriniformes; Cyprinidae
Product: histone-lysine N-methyltransferase EZH2
Exons: 20
Coding region: 397-2688 (763 amino acids)
Biological process (GO): heterochromatin formation
Cellular component (GO): ESC/E(Z) complex; nucleus
Molecular function (GO): histone H3K27 methyltransferase activity; chromatin binding; protein binding
Source: RefSeq, a predicted model, not a curated record